This is a messenger RNA of Anolis sagrei ordinatus, 4542 nucleotides long. Lineage: Eukaryota; Metazoa; Chordata; Lepidosauria; Squamata; Anolidae. The record is from RefSeq and is a predicted model, not a curated record.
CGGCUCUUUUUGUGUGCUGCACCGCCAGGGGGCCUUCGCUGGUGUUCCCGGGAACCAUGGCCGGGUCCGGACUCUCUCCCAAAGCGCCCUUGCUGAAGCACCGCCGGACCACCCUCGAGCGGGCCGAGAAGUUCGUCUCCGAGGCCUAUUUCCUGGACUGCAACCUCCGGGGAAGGCUGUUUGGCGACACCUGCUCACUGGCCGCUCUCUCUUGCUUUGAAACCUCUCAGCGAAUCCCGUACGAGGAAGCCAUUCGGCAAGAGUUCAGACCCAUCAAAGUCGGGGAGGCUUUUGGUCUGACGUGGCAGACCUGCUGGUUCAAAGCCGAGCUCGGUAUCCCCGAAGAAUGGGCCGGAAUAGAGGUGCACCUUCGUUGGGAGAGCGAAGGAGAAGGAAUGGUUUGGAGGGACGGCCAGCCUGUUCAGGGCUUGACCACCGAAGGUGAGAAGACCAGCUACAUCCUCACCGAUAGUCUCACAGAGACAGAUCCUCACAGCUUGACGUUGUACGUGGAGGUGGCCUGCAAUGGUCUCUUUGGAGCCGGCAAGGAGAGCAUGAUCGCACCCCCGGAUCCGAACAAGACGUUCUCCUUGCGCAGAGCGGAGCUGGCGGUCUACAACAGGGAUGUCCACCAACUCCUGCUCGACUUGGAGAUCCUUCUUGACAUGGCCAAGCUGCUUGGGGAGGAGAACCAGCGGAGUUUCCAGGCCCUUUACGCAGCCAAUCGGAUGGUGAACCUUUGCGACGUGACCGACCCUUCGACCUUCCCUGCGGUGCACGAAGUGGCCUGCUCAGUCUUCAGGCAGAAGAAUGGGGAGAGCCAGCACACCGUCCACGCCAUGGGCCACUGCCACAUUGAUUCUGCCUGGCUGUGGCCUUACGAGGAGACGAUUCGUAAAUGCGCUCGCAGCUGGAUCACGGUUGUUCGGCUCAUGGAGAAAAACCCAGAGUUCACCUUUGUGUGCUCACAGGCCCAGCAGUUUGAAUGGGUGAAGACGUGGUAUCCUGGAUUGUAUGCUGAGAUUCAACAUUUUGCCAAAGAAGGGCGUUUCAUCCCUGUUGGAGGCACCUGGGUGGAAAUGGACGGGAACCUUCCAAGCGGGGAAUCCAUGGUGCGCCAGUUCCUGCAAGGACAGAGGUUCUUCCAGCAAGAGUUUGGCAAGACGUGCUUGGAGUUCUGGCUGCCGGACACCUUUGGCUACUCAGCACAACUGCCCCAAAUGAUGCGCGGGUCUGGGAUCUGCCGUUUCUUGACCCAGAAGCUCAGCUGGAACCUGGUGAACUCUUUCCCCCACAAUACCUUCCUUUGGGAAGGCCUUGACGGGUCUCAGGUGCUGGCUCACUUCCCGCCUGCAGAUUCCUACGGGCUGUCCGGUCGUGUGGAGGAGAUGUUAAAAACGGUGAGAAAUAACCGAGACAAGGGCCGUGUGAACCACAGCGCCGCCCUCUUUGGAUUUGGAGACGGCGGUGGCGGCCCAACGCAGGACAUGCUGGACCGGCUGCAAAGGAUGAAGGAUGUGGACGGCUUGCCCAGGGUGCAGAUGUCGUCCCCGGACCGGCUGUUCUCUUCUCUGGAGAAGGAGAAGGCCCAGCUCUGCACCUGGGUGGGAGAAUUGUUCUUGGAGCUCCAUAACGGCACAUAUACCACCCACGGGUAGAUCAAGAAGGGGAACCGGGAGUGUGAGCGCCUGCUCCGUGACGUGGAGGUUCUGGGCAGCCUUGCCCUCUCGAGGAAGAGUUCCUUCCGGUACCCUUCRGYAAAGYUUCAGCAUCUCUGGAGAUUGCUGCUCCUGAACCAGUUCCAUGAUGUUUUGCCGGGCAGUUGUAUCCAACUUGUAGCCGAGGAUGCCAUGAGAUACUAUGCAGAAAUCCGAAGCUCUGGAGCCGAGCUUCUGAAAGACGCAAUGCGGUCUUUGUUUGGAGACCAGUUGGGAAGCCAUGGAAAGGCCGGCGGAAGCGUCCUCGUGGUGAACACAUUGCCUUGGGAACGGACGGAAGUCGUUGCUAAAGCUGGAGCAGGAGGAGCAGAGACAUUAGCUCUAGUGACUGUUCCCAGCGUGGGUUACUGUGCCGUCCAGGAGUCCUUGUCCCCUUGCCAUCCAGUGACCGUGACCCAAGAGGUCGAUGGCUCAGUGGUCAUGGAGAAUGGCAUCGUCUGGGUUCGCCUGGAUACGAUGGGCCGCAUGACUUCAUUGCGUCUGAUGGAAGCUGAGAGAGAGUCCAUCCCCGAAGGUUCCUGCGCUAACCAGUUUGUGAUAUUUGAUGAUAUUCCUUUGUACUGGGAUGCUUGGGAUGUGAUGGACUAUCAUUUGGAGACUAGGAAACCCAUCACGCAUCUCCUGAAACCCUUGGAAAUGGCCUUGUCGGGUGGUCUGCGUGGCAGUGCCAAGUUCUCCUUGCAGAUCAACCAGAAGAGCAUCCUCACCCAGGAAGUCAUCUUGGACACGGCUUCCCCUUGCGUCCGCUUUCAGACUCAGGUUGCUUGGAACGAAGCCCACCAAUUCCUCAAGGUGGAAUUUCCAGUCGGGGUUCGCAGCCCCAAUGCUACGUACGAGAUCCAGUUUGGCCACCUCCAGAGGCCAACACAUUGGAACACCUCCUGGGACUGGGCCCGCUUUGAGGUGUGGAGCCACAAGUGGAUGGAUCUGUCUGAACAUGGCUUUGGGGUUGCACUGUUGAACGACUGCAAGUACGGUUGCUCGGUUCGGGGCAACGUGAUGAGCCUUUCCUUGUUAAGAGCGCCAAAGUCUCCGGACGCCUCUGCAGAUAUCGGUGACCACCAGUUUACUUACGCAGUGAUGCCGCACACAGGUUCCUUCCAGGAGGCCCAGGUGAUCCACCAGGCAUACAAUCUGAACUUCCCUCUCCACAUCCUGCCGAGCGUCUCUGCACAGGGCCCAGCCUGGAGUGCCUUCUCCGUGGAGUCCCCAGCCGUUGUUUUGGAGGCAAUCAAACAGGCUGAGGACAGAGCAGAUGCACUCGUCGUCCGCCUCUACGAAUCCCACGGCAGUACGGUCGUGACUUGGCUCCAAACGUGUCUUCCAAUCCAAGAGGCCAUCAUGUGCGACCUCCUUGAACGGCCCGAUCCUCGCCAUCGUUUUGCACGGGAGGGACGCGGCCUGCAGCUCUCCUUUACUCCCUUCCAAGUUCUUUCUGUUCUGCUGAUUUUAGAAAGGCAAAGCUGAAUCUGAUGCAGCAGAAAUGGUUCACCAUUUCCUCGGGAUCAGUUGGUUCAUUAAGACAAAAACUGAAUAUUUACAUACCCAAUCAGAGAUAUCACGGAGAUGGGCCCAGAGUCAAAACAGGAACUUAAUUUAUGGUUUCUUAUAUAUCUUUUUUUAAUGAUCUUUAUUUCAAGAAUUUUACAACCAACCACUUCCGGUAGUGGCGAAGAUGGCGAACGCAGCAGAUUUCUGAAAAACUUCCUCAAAGAUUGGAUAGGGGAAGACCAGGUGGGUUUCCUCCCGAACAGAGGGGCGAAGGAGAACAUAAGGAACAUCAUAAACUCAAUAGAAUAUUAUGAUCUGAAUAUCCAGAAAGAGGUGGCAUGGCUUUCUCUGGACGCAGAGAAAGCCUUUGACAACCUGAGCUGGUCAUUUCUCAAACAACUUAUGACAGAAUUAGAUAUGGGCUACUUUUUUAAAAAUGCUAUAGAAGCUAUAUACACAGACCAGUCGGCGAAAAUACAGAUCAACAAACAACGAUCAGGGAAAAUCUCGAUUACCAAAGGCACAAGGCAGGGGUGCCCGCUCUCGCCACUGCUUUUUAUUCUUGCCCUAGAAACCCUAUUAAGAGCAAUCAGAGAAGACAGGGAGGUCAUAGGUCUGAGAUUGGCAAACCAAGACCAUAAAAUAAGAGCUUUCGCCGACGAUCUAAUUUGUAUUGUGGAAGAUCCGAUUAAAAACAUAGGGAAGUGGCUAAAUAAACUUGAAGAAUUUAGAGAGGUAGCGGGAUUCAAACUGAACAAAAAUAAAACAAUGAUGCUAACGAAGAAUAUAAUAAAAAACAAAACAGGAAACGCUAAAGGAAAUGACGGGCUUUAAGAUCUGCUCUAAAAUCAAAUAUUUGGGCAUCUGGUUAACGGCAAAAAACGCCCAGCUCUACAAAAACAACUAUGAAACAACAUGGGCAAAAGUGAAGAAAGACCUAGAGAAAUGGAGAUAUUUAAAUCUCUCAAUAUUAGGCAAAAUCUCUCUCAUAAAAAUGAACAUCUUACCCAGGUUCUUAUACCUGUUCCAGAAUUUACCCAUAAUAAUGAACACACGAGUCUUUGAUCAGUGGAAUAAGGAAAUAAACAAAUUCAUAUGGAACGGGAAAAGACCGAGAAUAAAAUAUAAGAUCAUGAUAGACAGAAAAGAAAGAGGGGGACUGGGGUUACCGAACCUGAGGCUUUACUUCGAAGCCUGUGCACUAGUAUGGUUAAAAGAGUGGGCACUAUUGAGAAAUGAAAAAACCCUAGGUUUGGAAGGAUACAACCUGAAGGUAGGUUGGCAUACCUAUAUGUGGUAUGGGGAAACAGGCACAGAAAAGAACUUCGGCAAC